AUGUACGCCUUCUACUCGCUGCUGGUGCUGGUCUUCUACGCGCUCUUCAAGAAGGGCGAUGCGGAGGGCCAGGCGGAGGCCGGGGGCUCACCCAUUUCUCUGCCUCCCCAGGGCCGCACAGUUUUCUCGGAGGAGCUGCCCGAGGACACCCCCAAGGCGCCCACACCGAACCACCGAUGGUUGCAGCUGACUGAUGUGGACAGCAGCUCCGAGAGCGACCGAGGAAGCCCCUCCGAGGAGGAGAAGGAGGACCCGGGCUGGGAGGAAGCCCCCACCCCACUGACGGAGUUCCUGGCCUUCAAGCGCCAGGCAGCCAUGGCCGAGAGGGAGAUGCUGUGUGAACAGCCCCCGGAGUCGCCCCUGGUGCAAAUGAUGCUGCAGCUCUUCUCCUUCCUGGAGCGUUACUCCCAUCUGCAGCAGCUGCAGGAGAAGGCCGGCGAGUACCGUUCGCGCCUCCACUGGCAGGAGAGCCGUUGGCGCCGGCAGAUGCGGGGUCUGAAGAGGGCCUACCAGCAGCGGGUGAAGGACAAGCUCAGCGUCAUCCAGAGUCUGGAAACCAUCAUCCUGGAGCAGCAGGGCCUCCUGGAGAAGGUGCAAGCAGGCUCAAAGCUGCCCUCCACUGGCCUACUGUGCCCCGUGGCCCCCGGGGGUCUGCACCAGAUGGUGGAGUCCAUCAGCGCCCUCCAGGGAGAGCGGAGCCAGCUGGCUGAGGAGGUGGUGGGUCUCCAGCAGAGGAUCGAAGAGCAAGAGAGGGAGAAGCAACAGCUGUCCAGGAGCUUCCACCACCAGGUCCAAGGCCUGAAGCAGCAGAUCCAAGCGCAGGAGGAAGAACGCGAGCAGCUCCGCCUGGGCAGGGGUGUGACGGACUCGGAGAAGCGGAUCCACAACCUGACCGUGGAAAACGAGGGUCUCAAGCACAGCCUGCAGCUUUCCCAGGGGCUCCUGGCACAGGCGGCUGCCAUCUCUGCCCAGCCCUCUGCUCUGAUGGCCACGGAAAACGAGGCGCUCCACCACAAAGUUUUGCAGCUGGAGGCCAGCCUGCAGCAGAAAGUGGGUGAGCUGAUGCGCCUGGAGGGGCGCAUGGACCAGCUGCAGUGGCGCAGGGAGGAAGAGGCGCGGCAGCUGAGCGAGCAGCUGUGUGGGCUCCGGCUCCCACUGCAAAGCCAGAAGGUCCCCCCUCCGGAGGUCCAGCCCCAGGACCUGGACAAAGGGCUGCAGGCGGAGUCCUCCUCCCAGGCGCUGCAGGCUUUGGCCAAUGCGGAGGCGCAGAACCGGGCGCUGAUGCAACAGCUGUCGUCCCAGGUCCAGCGGUGCCAACAGCUGGCCGAGCAGCUGCAGAAUUCGGAGGGAGCGGCCUCUGCCCUCCGGCACAAGAUCUCUGCCUAUGAGAAGGAGGUCUCCGGGCUGCGUCGGGAGCUGCAGCACAAGAUCCGGCACCUGGAGGAGCAGAAGGAGGCGGCAGUGCAGGAGGCUUCCCGGGCAUCCGAGGAGCAGGCUCAGCCCCUACGCAAGCAGCUGGAAGGAAUGAAACAGCACCUGCACACCCUCCGCCCCUUCCUCCAGGGGCUGCAAUUGGACUUCCGGAACAUCCAGGGGGAAAUGGGGAGUUUUGCCCACUGUUACAAAGCCGCCAUCGAGGAAGCCAAGCUGCAGAUGUUCUCGGUGAUCAGGGAAGUGGCGCAGAGCAGCCAAGGUCUGCAGGAGCGUUACCUGCGGGAGGUGCAGCUUCGGAAGAAAUACCACGACCAGCUGUUGGAGCUGAAAGGCAACAUCCGGGUCCUGUGUCGCCUGAAGCCGCUGACUGGGGAGAAGGAGCAGCCGCAGCAGCCGUCGCCGGGGGUCCCGGGGGGUCCCGGGGUGGAAGCCAGCCUGGCUGAAGACGGCUGCCUGACCGCCAGCUACAAGGGGACGGAGCAUCACUUCAAGCUGGACAAGGUCUUCCCGCCCUGCGCCACUCAGGAGGAGGUCUUCCUGGAGAUCGAGCCCGUGGUCCUGUCCUGCCUGCAAGGCUACAACGUUUGCAUCUUCGCCUACGGACAGACGGGCUCAGGCAAGACCUACACCAUGGAGGGGGUCCCAGGGAAUCCAGGGAUCAACCAGCGGGCCCUGAGGGCUCUCCAGCAGGAGAUGGAGGCCAAGAAGGCUCAGUCGUGGACCUUCUCCGUCCACCUCACCAUGGUGGAGAUCUACAAUGAGGCGAUCAGAGAUCUACUGACCAAGGACCCUCAGGAGAAGUUAGACAUCAGGUUGCAUCCCGAUGGGAGCGGGCAGGUUCACGUCCCGGGCCUCACCAGUGUGGAAGUCCAGAACUUCUCCGAAAUUCAGAAGAUUCUCCAGCUGGGAAAACGGAACCGCACGACCUUCUCCACCCACAUGAACGCGCACAGCUCCCGUUCGCACGCUCUGCUCACACUUACGCUCACGGGCACUGAGUUGACCAGCGGCACGAAAGCUUCCAGGGAAGCUCAACCUGGUGGACCUGGCGGGCUCAGAACGGGUGUGGAAGUCUGGCGCGCAGGGGGAGCGUCUGAAGGAAGCCCAGAGCAUCAACCGGUCCCUGCUGGCCCUGGGAGAGGUCAUCCAGGCCCUGCGGACGAAGCAGGCCCACGUGCCCUUCCGCAACUCCAGGCUCACCUACCUGUUGCAGGACUCCCUGGGCAAGGGCAGCAAGACAGUCAUGAUGGUGCAGAUUUGCCCCCUGGAGAAGAAUGUGGGCGAAUCCAUUUGCUCCCUCAAGUUUGCCCAGCGGGUCUGCCAAGUGGAGCUGGGACCGGCCUCCCGUCGCGUCAAGGCCCCGGAUGGGACUCGGAGUCCAUCAUCCACAGCCUUCCUCCUCGCAUCUUCCUUGCGUUCAUCGAGGGUUAA
Molecule: messenger RNA, 2865 nt
Organism: Pseudonaja textilis
Lineage: Eukaryota; Metazoa; Chordata; Lepidosauria; Squamata; Elapidae
Source: RefSeq, a predicted model, not a curated record